This is a messenger RNA of Erigeron canadensis, 1263 nucleotides long. RefSeq names its product pentatricopeptide repeat-containing protein At2g37230-like. The record is from RefSeq and is a predicted model, not a curated record. Gene Ontology annotation, molecular function: protein binding. The coding region runs from base 1 to 1263 and encodes 420 amino acids. The transcript has a single exon. Lineage: Eukaryota; Viridiplantae; Streptophyta; Magnoliopsida; Asterales; Asteraceae.
AUGGCUUCUCUUUGUUAUAGAGCUGUAUCCAAACCAAAUUUCUUGAAAACUACAAUUUUUCACCAAAUUUCCAAACCGCUUCUUAACCGUUUCUGUUCAUCUGCCCUAAAUGAUCAAAACCCAGAUCCAAAAUCAAAUCUUUCACAGACCCAGAUGAUCAAUAAUGAAAACCCAGAUGAGGAUAAUCCCGAUACCGAAACAGAAAAAAAUGCCAUAAAGAUCAGGACUUUAAUGUUUCAUAGGGUUGAUGAUGCUAAAAAGAUGCUUUUUGAUACAUCUAAAAAGGGUUUUAAGUAUGAUGAAUCUUUAUUUGUUAAUUUAAUGCAUAGUUAUGAAACACGCCAAAAUAAAAGAUGGGAUUUUGUUAAGAAUUUGGUUAGUAUUUUCUCUAAAUUGGAGGAAUUAGGCGUACCCAUUUCGAUUAAAUCGUAUAAUUAUUUGUUGGAGAUGUUGUUAGGGAAAAAGAAAUAUGCUUUGGCUGACAAGUAUUUUAACAAAAUGUUAUCUGAAGGUGUGGUUGUUCCAAAUAAACAUACUUACAUUCUUAUGCUUAAGGCUUAUUGUGGUACUAAAAGACGCGACAUUGUGUAUUCGCUUUUUAAAGACAUGAAAGAUCGAAACUUUGGUUUGAAUUUGUAUGAUUUUAAUACAAUCAUUGAUGGGUUUGUUGAAGUGAAGGACAUGGAGGAAGCAAAGAACUUUUUGAUGGCGAUGAAGGAAGAAAAAAUCGAGCCAAGUUUGUUUACUUAUAAAUCGAUGAUCAGUGGGUAUGUGCAGGUUAGGAAAAUGGAGGAAGCAGAGAAGUUUAUGAUGGAGAUGAAGGCACGGAAUAUCGAGCCAGGGUUGUUUACUUACAAUGAGAUGAUUAAUGGUUACACAAUGGUUGGGAAAAUGGAGGAUGCACAUAAGGUUUUUGAGGAGAUGAAGGAAGGAAGUAUCGAGCCGGAUAUGAUUACUUAUGUGACUAUGAUUAAAGGUUAUGUUUUAGUUGGUAAGUUAGAUUACGGGUUGGAGUUGUUUGAAGAGAUGAAAGGCAAAAAAUUCGGGGAUGAAGUUUAUUAUAAAUAUUGUUUGGAUCGAUUGAAAGAGGAUUGUGAUGUCGAGAACAUGUCUGAAAGUCAGAGAAAUGUACUGCAAGAGGUGGAGGAUUAUGUGGAGAGGAUGGAUUUGUUGGAUAUGCGUGAUGCUGCUCGUCAUAUGAGUAAGAACGCUAACGAGCUAGCUAAACUGAAAAUGGAGGGUCAAUUGAAGAGGGGAGCCUAA